AUAACCGAGCGCCGACGGCACCGCGCAUCGAUUCUGAAGGGAGCGGGCCGUUGCCGCUGCCUUUGGGGAGCGUUGCGCUCCCCGUCGCCCGGGCCGCCUCUCGCCGCCCCCGUUCUUCCCCUCCUUGCUCUCCGUGCUGCCGCGGCGGCAGCCAGGUGCCUCGGGGGCCGGCCCGGGCCGGCUGGCGUCGGUGCCGCUCGUUCCCUUGCCCGCCCGCGGCCCCCUGCGCCCCGCUGGUGUCGGCCCCGGUGCGCGUCAGAAACUGCCCGGUCGAGCCCGUCUUCGCUCCUGCAGACAGGCGCGAUAGGUUAAGAAUAUGAGUCUCUACAACUUGGACCGCUUUCGCUUUGAGAGGAAGAGAAAAAACGCGGAGCAGGAAACUGUGUCUCCUUCGGCCGCCCAGGUGCAGGCAGCUAAUUCUACUGCGGCGGGUAGCGCUGCUGGAGGGGAUGAGGAGGAAGCUACGGAUGAUAGCAACAGGCCAGAUACUCCAGCUUCGGAUGUGACAGAGAUAACUGGGUACUCCACCAUCCCAGAAACUCCUGAAGCCAAGAGGACAAGGAAAAAAUCUUAUUUCAAGCAGCGAAGAGGGGUACAGUUCUUAGAUGUGUCUUCAGACAGUGAAGAUGAAGAACCAAGGAACGUCAGUGCUGCGAAAGAAAACAGGGCUCCAAGGAGAGAUGCGGUUGUAAUCUCUGAACAGUCUGAUGAUGAUGAACAGCCUGAAAGUGAACUACCCCGGUUGGCGUAUGUAAAUGGUGGGGAUCAGCCGCCAGCUGUGAAGAAGGGCGUAGAGGAAGACAUCAGAGACACAAAGCUGCAAACACUGAAGGAACUUUUUCCCCAAAGAAGUGACCAAGAAUUACUACAGCUGAUAGAAUCAGCACGUACGAUGGAUGAAGCAAUAGCUGCUGGUUUGAAGUUCAAUGAUGAAGCUGCCUCUCGUAAGAGGAAACUGAAAGGUUCUCCCACAAAUUGCAAAAACAGCAAUGAGCGAGCCACAAAAAAGGCAAAAGAUAAUUACCUGGGUGAGUCAGAACCCCAAAGACAAUGGGAGAGGCAAGAGAUGCUUGUGAAGAAGCUGCAAAAUACAUUCCCUGGACUGGAUAAGGAGGAACUGAGAGAUGUACUUCAGGAACAUAAUUGGGUGUUUCAUGAAGCACUGGAGGCCCUGAGAGUAUUUGCAGAAGAUGAUGAGGGCAUGGAAUUUCCUCCCAAAAGUGAAGCUUCUGACUGGACUGAAGCCUCCGCCAAGAGCAGAAGCGAUGAGAGUAAAGAGAAGCCAAAGCAGAAAUCUUCCGGGAAAGAGCAGAAUGGCUUUCGGAAGAAGGACAAAGGCAAAAGGAGCAUUUGGAGUACUAAAAGAGAAACAGAAGACUCAGAGGACGAGUCAGCUUCUGAAGAUGGUGGUAGCUCCCUUGAUGAGGACUACAGCAGCAGUGACGAAGUGAUGGAGGACAGCUACAAAGCGAAAAUCCUCAGCUUCCUGCAGGAUGCUUCCCCAAGCGAAUUGACUUUGAUUCCCCAGUGUUCUCAGAAAAAGGCUCAGAAGAUAAUAGCGCUCCGGCCCUUUAACAGCUGGGAGUCUCUGUUUACAAAAAUGACUAAGACUACUGGUUUGUCAGAAGACAUAGUGUGGAACUGCAAGAUACUGCUGAAGGAGAGGGACGUGGUUCUAAAGCUCAUGAAUAAAUGUGAAGACAUUUCAAAUAAACUGACAAAACAAGUAACCAGGAUUACUGAAGACAGAGGAUGUGGAUGGAACAUAGAGCAACCCUCCAUUCUGAAUCAGAGUUUGGAACUCAAGCCAUAUCAGAAGAUUGGUUUGAACUGGCUAGCACUGCUGCAUAAACACGGAUUGAAUGGCAUAUUGGCUGAUGAAAUGGGUUUAGGAAAAACAAUUCAAGCGAUUGCAUUUCUAGCUUAUCUCUACCAAGAGGGCAAUAAGGGUCCCCAUUUGAUAGUUGUGCCAGCUUCAACAUUAGAUAACUGGAUAAGAGAAGUUCAUCUGUGGUGUCCUGAGCUGAACGUUCUUUUUUACUAUGGAUCCCAGGAAGAUAGGAAACAUCUCAGGGUGGACAUUAGUAAUAAAGUUGUCGAUUUCAAUGUGAUUGUAACUACAUACAACUGUGCAAUUAGCAGCUCAGAUGAUCGAGGACUGUUUCGCAGGUUGAAGCUAAACUAUGCGAUUUUUGAUGAAGGUCAUAUGCUCAAGAACAUGAGCUCUGUACGCUACCAGCACCUUAUGACAAUUAAUGCAAAGAAUCGCUUACUGCUAACAGGGACUCCGGUUCAAAAUAAUCUGUUGGAAUUGAUGUCCCUCUUGAAUUUUGUCAUGCCGCAUAUGUUCAGCAGUAGCACAAGUGAAAUCCGAAGGAUGUUCUCUUCAAAAACAAAGAGUGCUGAAGAACAAAGCAUAUAUGAGAAAGAGAGGAUUGCACAUGCAAAGCAGAUAAUAAAACCAUUCAUCUUAAGAAGAGUAAAAGAUGAGGUGCUUAAACAACUACCUCCCAAAAAAGAUCUCAUUGAAUUAUGUGCCAUGUCUGAGAAACAGGAGCAGCUUUACUGUGAUCUCUUAAACAAGCUCAAGAAAACUAUUAACAGUAAUGAGAAAAACUCUGAUAUGGGAAAUGUAAUGAUGCAACUUAGAAAAAUGGCUAAUCACCCUCUCUUGCAUCGUCAGUAUUACACGACUGACAAGCUCAGGACAAUGUCCAUGCUUAUGCUCAAGGAACCCACACAUUGUGAUGCUAACCCUGACCUUAUCUUUGAAGAUAUGACAGUAAUGACAGAUUUUGAGCUGCAUUUGCUCUGUAAGCAAUAUUCUCACGUCGGUGACUUCAAGUUAGACAUGGAUCAGAUCUUGGAUUCUGGAAAGUUUAGAGCGCUGGAACGCAUUCUCUCCGACCUUAAAGAGAAGGGUGACAGAGUUGUAUUGUUUAGCCAGUUUACUAUGAUGCUGGAUAUCUUGGAAGUUUUCCUAAAGCACUGGCAGCAUAGAUACAUUAGGUUGGAUGGAAAAACACAGAUUUCUGAUCGAAUACAUCUAAUAGAUCAGUUCAAUACAGAUAUGGGUAUAUUUGUAUUCCUCCUGUCAACCAAAGCUGGUGGCUUAGGAAUUAAUCUGACCUCGGCAAACGUUGUUAUUCUUCAUGACAUUGAUUGCAACCCAUACAAUGAUAAGCAAGCAGAAGAUCGAUGCCAUAGAGUAGGUCAGACAAGAGAAGUAAAAGUCAUAAAGCUAAUCAGUAAGGGGACUAUUGAGGAAUCCAUGCUCAAAAUCAGCCAGCAGAAAUUGAAGUUAGAACAAGAUAUGACUGCAGCAGAUUCAGGAGAAGAAGGAACCAUUCCAGCAGAUAUAGCCACACUAUUGAAAGCUUCGUUAGGUCUCUAAAAUGUAAAUAUGUUGUGGAAUUCAAGGAAAAAAAGGUGAUGAUGUACUCCAAGGACUCUUACAUUACUGAUGGCCAUGAGUUUUAUGAACAUUUAUAACUUUUUGUAGUUUCUUUAUUGUAUUCCUCAUGGUAUUGAAAAUUUUUAACACCGAUAGCAUUCUUUUGAUGCUUAAAAACAUAAAUGGCCCAAAUGUGCCAACAUUGGAUGCUGAAUAAACAUUAUUUUACAGAUCACUUUUCAAAAUGGGGACCUAAGUAGUAAUUGUUUUAACAAAUCUGCUACUGCUUAAGAUUUGUCAGUAUUUUUGUAAUUAUUUCUACCUCCAAAUAUAUAUAUAUAAACUGUCUGUUUCACUGGAUUACAUGUGUAGAUUUUUUUAUAUGUGCCUUAUUUGACAAUGCUCGAGUCUGUUUCUGCUUUGUUUUGGUUCAUUUGAUGUACCGUACUGGUUUUGUAUCAACUUGUUCAAAUAAAAUUCCAUAGAUUAACAAAA
Molecule: messenger RNA, 3889 nt
Organism: Grus americana (Whooping crane)
Lineage: Eukaryota; Metazoa; Chordata; Aves; Gruiformes; Gruidae
Gene: SMARCAD1
Product: SWI/SNF-related, matrix-associated actin-dependent regulator of chromatin, subfamily a, containing DEAD/H box 1
Exons: 24
Coding region: 317-3394 (1025 amino acids)
Cellular component (GO): nucleus
Molecular function (GO): ATP binding; ATP-dependent chromatin remodeler activity; chromatin binding
Source: RefSeq, a predicted model, not a curated record